Molecule: messenger RNA, 2684 nt
Organism: Brassica rapa (field mustard)
Lineage: Eukaryota; Viridiplantae; Streptophyta; Magnoliopsida; Brassicales; Brassicaceae
Source: RefSeq, a predicted model, not a curated record
ACUAGGUUUGCUGGCAUAUUAGACUAGAAUCUUGAAUUGAUCAACUCUUUCAUUUUCUUACUAGAAAGAAGAGUAGAAUAUUAUUAAAUAAUCAAAAGAGAGUGAAUAAAAAAAGAAAUUCGUUAUAUGAUCCUCCUACAUCUAUAUAUAAACGUUGGUUUAUCAAGAAUACGCAAGAAAAACACUUCAAAUUGUUGAUUCAGCGUCAGAUUGGCCAGUCAAAACAAAACUUGGUGUUGGGUUUAGGAAGACCAACUACAUUUUAAAUGUAAGGUCAUAUAAGAUAUUAAGAUAACAUGGAAGUGUUACAUUUUUUUUUGUUAAAAGAUGACAAUUUCAUAUUGUUAAGAAUUUAAAAGAACUAUGAUGAUGAUAGGUAAUGAUAUUGCCUGAGCAACAUAAAACAUUGUUUGGCAGAUUGAUAACCGAAUAUUCCACCUCAGUUUUUAGUUUUUUUCGUUUUUUUUAACGCUGAUUAGGAUAUUACAAAGUUUUUUCGUUAUAAAAACGUAUAAAAUAUUUAAUUAAAAUUGCAAGCUUGUGGCCGACUUGGCCCUUGAAGAAAGAUGUAAGAAAUAAGAACUAACGACAGCCCCCGUGACACGGGCACGUAGUUGUUGUCCUUAUGCAAUUUCCCCCGAAGUUUCUGCCAGUGAUGAGAGUUGAUGCGAUCCAUAAUUAUGUAACGCGUAGUGCUUAGUAAUAUGGUCAUCUGACAAAUACUAUAGUAUUUUCCAUAAAUAAUAGUAAUAAAGUGUGCUGAAUUAUUUCGCGUUCAUAUGUACGUUAUUAGUAUAGGAUUAAAUACCAAUAGUUAUGGUUAUCGCAUCACAAUCGUACUAAUUCAUUAUUUCAUACGAUAUAGCUAUAAGACAACGGUUUCAACUGUAUUUGCCCACCGUAUCAUUUUCGAGAGUAUUUGAAAUUCGUCAAAUGGCUAUAGUUUAGUGGUUGUGAUUAAGUUCCGAAAUCAACUUUUAUUAGUUAUAUAUAUAUAUAUAAUAAUCGAUCUUAUCUUAAUUUUGAUUUUUGGCCCCUAAUUAACUCCGGAGAGAUUAGUUUGAAAGAAUGGCGUUUGACAUUGUUUGAAACAGGUCAUACUAUGGAUUAUUGGAUUCUAUUGAUGAUUGAGUUCUGAGGGAAACGAAGAUGAAUGUACCAGCUAUCAUCAUGUAACACAUAUUUAAUUAAUAUGUUUGCCAGGUUUUAAAACGGUUUUGGUUUGUUUAAAGUCACCUAUUAACCGCAGAGGACAGUUAACUUGAGGUUUUGUGUCUUCUACAGUAACUUUACUUAACUUGAUUUUAGAGAAGUUAUUCUUCCCUGAUAGAGUUAUAUUCAGACCGUUUUAAAAUUACACGAGAAGAUUAACAAAAUAAGCUUCUAUGAAAAUAUUAUAGCAAAUGAAUGGAAACAGAACUUUAAUUACUUUCAUAAUCAUCAUAAACAGUGUUUAUAGAAAAUUCAUCGCAAAUUUAGAAGAAUGUCAGCUGUAUUAGUCAAGCAACAUCCAGUUGUUGUUAGUGAUAUUGAACUAUAAGGUUUAGGUUUGUUUAGCUUUGAGCUCUAUUUAUUAAUCCGGUUAUCCUCAUAUAUAACAAAUUGUUUGGUUGGUUGAAUUUAAAUAAAAAACUAAGUCAUCCAUGCAUCUAUAGUUAGACAGACCUGACCACAUUCAACAUUAUAUAUAAACUCCAUAUCACAAAUUGAUCCAUGCAAGUCUCCAACGUCCAUCAAGUUGACCCACACAGGAAAAAAAAAAGAGAAGAAGAAAUAGUUUUCCUUGGGCAUUUCCCAAGUUUUCUUUUCUCUUCAACAAACUUUUUUUGUUGGCAUUUCUCAAAAGUGUUUGUUUCACAAUUUGUUUUAAAUCUAUAAAAAUGGGAAACUGUUUGGAUGGAGGAAACAACAUUGAAACAAUGGUACAAGAAGAUCAAGAAUUAAAGAAAGUUGACAACAGAAAGAACCGGAAAGUAAAGAUUGUUUUGAGAAGAGAUGAGCUAGAGAAACUCAUUCUCUUCCAUUUAAACGCUGGAAAAGGACAAAAAACUUUGGCCUCUUUAGGCGAUUUUCUCAAGGAGUUAGAGGCGGAAAGAUCUGCCGGUGGAGCCGCAGCAAAGGCGGUAGAAGAAGAGGAUGAGUCUUGCCGGAGAAGUAGAAAAUGGAGACCGUCGUUCGGCAGAAUCAUUGAAUGGCCUGAAGAAACACUUGCGUAAUCACUUCCUUAAUCCUUUUGAUCAUUAAGUGUCAAAUUGCAUAUCCUUGUGUUGCUUUAGAACAUUGUCAACAUGUAAUAGAAAUCUAAUUUUUAUUAAACUAGCCUUGACCAAAUGUGGUUAAGACUUUCUUUUUCAAUGUGAUAAGGAAGUACAUAGAUGGACGGAUAACCUAAUUUGAUGUGGUUUUGUGCAUCAAAUAAAGUCUAUCAACCACAUUAACUAGGUAUGACUGAACAUCAAUACUAUAUGGUGUGGGGUUGAUCAUUGUCUUGAUUAUUCAAUGCUACUAUACGUUCAAAGUUUCUUUGAGACAUACCCUACAACAAACAAUGCAUAACUGUGCGAAAAAUGAUGAAUACAUACGUCUUAUAAAAACUUGUAUCAUCAAAAUACAUACACAUGACGACUUGAUAGAUAAAUAGAUAUUACCCUAAAACUACAAAAAAAAAAUUAACGAGAAUAAAU